Messenger RNA from Chironomus riparius, 1398 nucleotides. NCBI's taxonomy places the organism in Eukaryota, Metazoa, Arthropoda, Insecta, Diptera, Chironomidae. The record is from the annotation of a GenBank genome assembly.
AUGGGAAUAACAUUGACUGAUAAUAACUUUGAGCUGAUUUUCCAGCACUUGUCAUUCAAUGACAUUUUGAAUUUAAGUCAAGUGUCAAAAAAUUUAAGUGAAAUAAUUUCAAAUUCACCAAAAUGUAUGUUGAAAGUGACAUUAAACCUACAUAUAGAUGAUAAUAAUCAAGUUGUAGAAUUUCUUCAAUUUUUUCGACAGAAUAAGCGAAAGUAUCAGAAUGUCAAGGUUGAUUGUCACAACAAUCAUUAUAUCACAGAGAAGUACAUGCUGAUUUUAAAGACAAUCGAAAGGUCUAUAGUCAAUUUAGAGGUGAAAAAUGCUUCAUUUCGAUGGGAUGAAAUCAAUACGAGGAACUUUCAUGAUCAAUGGUUAAUUCUGACAGAUUUAAAGAAACUUAAAAUUUGCAGCAUUAACGACUACACGGCAGAGAUAUUCUUCAUCUCAUGUACUUAUCUUGAACAGCUGCACGUUGAAAAUGUUCGGUUAAGCAAAUACUUCAAUUAUUGUUUAAGAGUUAACGAGAAAUUGAAAGAUCUUAAAAUUUUACAUCCACAAGGAAUAAGCUAUGAUUACGAAUUUUACGGAUUCACAGCUUAUAAUUUCAAUUUGGACUACUUGCACUUUAAUUGUAAGGAGAAUCGAGAGAAGAAUAAGCAUGCAUUUUUGAAGAGAGUUAUUUAUCCAAUUUUAACAACACAAGUCAGGAACUUGAAGAGAUGCAGAAUCAAAGGAGUUUAUUUCGAUGCCGUAAAUAUUGUUUUGGAAACAUUAAAUCAAGACGAUUUCAAAUGCAAAAGCUUGAAUUAUGCUGUAACAUCUGCACACGCUAAAUUUACAAUCAACGAUUUACAAUUCUUUUGCAUCGAAAUGAAUGAGAUUCAUGCUGAAUUCUGUAAUAACUUGAUGGUUUUCAUUGAGAGGCAAAAUGAUAGUUUGAAAAAAAUUUGCAUAACCUCGAAUAUCAUUGAUGAAGAUAUAUCCUGUAUUUUAUUCAAAAAUUACCUUAAUGUUGACUAUUUAAGUAUUGGUGGAAGCCUAGAACUAAUCAAUGGAAGGAAUGACAAAAUUACCAAAAUCAUCACGUCUGCAACUUGUAUCGAGGAACUUAAAACUUUAUUAAAAUUAUCUCCAUGCUUGAAAGUGCUGCAGAUAUUCUCACUUUCCAAAGAAUUGCUGGAAUUUGUCACCAAAGAAUUAAAAGACUUGGAAAUCAUUAAAUUCCAUUUUAUGGAUGUAGACAGCUAUAGUAGUGAUAUUAAAUUGGAACAGCUUACAAGUUUUGAUCCAUUUUUAAGAAUCUGUGAUGAUCUCCAUGAACUUUUAUUUCAGCACUUUGUGGAUGAUUCCUUUGCAGAGGAAUUAACAAGAACAUGGACGAGAUUUUAUUUUAAGUAG